Molecule: messenger RNA, 3772 nt
Organism: Betta splendens (Siamese fighting fish)
Lineage: Eukaryota; Metazoa; Chordata; Actinopteri; Anabantiformes; Osphronemidae
Gene: atad1a
Product: ATPase family AAA domain containing 1a
Exons: 10
Coding region: 185-1333 (382 amino acids)
Cellular component (GO): mitochondrial outer membrane
Molecular function (GO): ATP binding; ATP hydrolysis activity
Source: RefSeq, a predicted model, not a curated record
AACUAUCAAAUGUGCGUGCUCGUUGAAAAGGUGGAAAGAAAAAAAUGGCGGAACUUCUGUUGUUGGUUCCUACCCGGUUCACUAAUUGUGGUGCACCUCCUGCACUUGCUAUGUUCUGGAAAGUACAUUUGUUGCGAUCGGUAUCCGUCUUACCAAUGGACUGACAUCAAUCAACAAGUCAGAAAUGCUUUUUAAAGAUCUUCCUAGAGAGGCCCUGAUGCGGCCGCUGUCCAGGAAUGAGGUGCUGGGCAUGCUGGUGAGGCUGACCAUCUUUGGUGCAGCCACCUACUACAGCAUCAAAUGGGUUGUGGAAGCCAUGGAUCCUACCUCCAAGCAGAAGAGCCAGGCCAAGAAAAGGGCAGAACAGCUGAUGAAGAGGAUUGGAGUUGAAGGGGUCAAACUAACCGAGUAUGAAAUGAACAUUGCGUCUCACUUGGUUGAUCCACAGACUAUGAAGGUGUCUUGGAGAGAUAUAGCAGGUCUGGAUGAGGUUAUCAGUGAGCUGCAAGACACUGUCAUCCUACCCUUUCAGAAAAGACACCUUUUAUCCGGAUCCAAACUGUUUCAGCCUCCUAAAGGUGUUUUAUUGUUCGGACCACCGGGAUGUGGAAAGACCAUGAUUGCCAAAGCUACAGCCAAAGCCUCAGGCUGCAAGUUCAUUAACCUUCAGGCCUCCACACUCACAGACAUGUGGUAUGGUGAAUCUCAAAAGCUCACUGCUGCUGUCUUCUCACUGGCUGUUAAGAUACAGCCCUGUAUCAUCUUUAUCGAUGAGAUUGAAUCAUUUCUCAGGAAUCGCUCCAGCCUGGAUCACGAGGCCACAGCAAUGAUGAAAGCCCAGUUCAUGAGUCUGUGGGACGGUCUCGAUACUUCCUCAAACACUCAGGUGAUGGUGAUGGGAGCUACAAAUAGGCCACAUGAUGUGGAUCCAGCCAUUCUGCGCAGAAUGCCCACCACUUUUCAUGUCGACCUGCCAAACAUGAGACAAAGACAGGAGAUCCUGAGGCUGAUUUUAGCAGGAGAAAAUCUGAGCAACGCCAUUAAUCUGAAAGAGAUUGCAGAGAAGACGGACGGCUACUCUGGCAGCGACCUGCGUGAGCUGUGCCGUGAUGCUGCCAUGUACCGAGUUCGGGACUACGUCCGCAAGGAGCAGAUGAGGCAAAUUGCUCAGCAGCUACAGGACUGUGAGGAGGAGGAGGAAAGACCUGUAGAUGAGGAGCGGUUACGACCGGUUACCCAGCUGGACCUUCUCUUUGGCCUGGAUAAGAUGAGGGAAUCUAAGCGGGCUACAGUCUCCAUGUUACCCAGUGUGUCAGAAGUUCCCCUGGACUAAAUAUCUGAGCCGAACCCCGCCACAAACAGGAAAUAGCCCAACCCCACUUCUGUUCACGGUGCAGUUCAACUCGUCAAACACAGUCUGCUCCAGCAUGUCACAGGUGCAGCUGGAAAAGCCAGCAUGUUUUUUUUUUAUCCAAGCAGAUGGUUGUUCUGACCUUCCACCUUUUGAACACAAUUCUGUACAUGUAUAUUACAGUGUGGUCCCUCUGACUACUGACAGCUCUACUGGGGUGAUUUAUAGUCCAUGCCUUCUUUAGAAGCACGAUCACAAUGUUCAAGGGGGUGAAGGAAAUUGUCAGAACUGUAGAAGCUUUUCUCCACUAACAUGCACAUGAUGUCAAGGCUUGACUUUCAAAUUAUCAGUUCUCUGUCUUUUUUAUUUACUAGUCCCACAGUUGUCACAUUCAGCAUCAUAAGAGAACAGUGUGUUUUUUUUUUUUACGUUCUGUUUAGACUAAAACGUACUGUAAGUAACAGUCACAUCGCCAUGUUGGCUUCUGGUUUCAAACAGCUUUGCUUCACAGAAAGUAAAACAAAAUGCAUUUAGUUUAAAAUUCACAAGUCAGAGAAGUUCCUUAAAUACAGUAACAUGUUAUUACUACUGUAAAUAUAUGGUGUUAGUUGAGAAGUCAACAGUUAUGUAGAUUCUACCAAAGUGUUCAUCCACAGGUGUAUAAAACCGUUAUUUCUACAGAGCUCAGUGAACACUUGACAUUCCGUGUUGUCUGCAUUCAUUUUGGCACGUUUUUACCUUUUAUCUCCUAAAAUCAAUCAUGUUAUAACAUUUCAUUGUGCCUGAAGGUCCAAGCGAUCCAGCCUGCGUGUAGUGAUUUGCCGGAGCUCCCACUUAAUGCAUGUAGACAAAAGCAGAUAACGCGGCAAAGACUCGAGUGGAAACGGGGUCACCACUUAAACUCUGUAAUCAUAACCAAUAAUAACCAUGAUGAUAUGAGCCAGCAGCGGCAAUAAAACGCUCUGUUGCCCUCAAUUAUCUCAAUAAUCGUCAUUCUACAACUAAAUGGCUGUAAAAAUUGACUUAAUGGGUAUUCUGCUGCGUACGUGUCUGAAAGAAUGGAUGUUAAAUGUUGAGCCAGAGUCAAGGCCAAGGCUUUAAAUACAGCUGGAGUUACCAUUUUACGCUGACUUAUAGAGCAACGUCUUCUGAAACUUUUGAGCCAAUCAGACACUGACAUGUUAAAGUCUCGCAAGUGUUAUCUUAAUAAUUAUCUUUAGUGUGUUAUUUAUUGUGCCAUUACCACUAUUAGCAGGCUGCUAUUGUUUUAGUUUGUUUUUAUGUUGAGCUUGUUCCAAGCAUCAAUCAGCGGCUGACAGCAGAGGCUCAUUUGAUUUUUAACAUUGAGGAGGCCGUACGUUAAAAUUCCCAUAAUGUUCAGUCAGUUGUCAAGUUUGACAAGCUCCUCUGCCUCUGCUUUGUAUGAGAAGCCUCGCUACUCGCCAUAUGGUCACAGCAUGUGCUCGCAGAUCUGUUUGUGGGACUCGCGCGGAUCCUUCGCCCACGCCGUCUGAACAGAGCGGGAGCCGUCUGUGGGGCGGCGGCGGCCACGUGGUGGCGCUGUAGCUUCACCGGCCCGUUCCUGAGGCAGGUGGUGCAGGCGUUUCACUGUGAGCCACCUCACAGCUGCACGGUGUGAGGGAAAUAGAAGCACAGCACACUGGGCUGUAGGAGGCACGGGAUUCAUUGAGUCAGUGGCAUCUGUUGCUCUUCAUUAGAUUACCUCAGGUGGCAAUGAAAGGUCAAGGUGUUGCCAUAUAAGCCAAUGAUUAUAUCAGUGCAGCUUGCAGGUAACAUCUGUAUAAAUGCUCUGCCUCAAUGCGACAUCACUUAUGGUGUUUUUUGUUGUGCAUGUGGCAAAUGCACAGUGACACAAGGUGCAGCUUGUAAGAAAAGCAGACACGGAAUAUGUUCAUAUUCAUGAAUAUGUAUAUAUAGAAAAUACCAACUGUUCCAUUUUCUCUAGCUUAGAAUGAGCCUUUUAUGUGCACAAAGGCUGCAACACAGCGUUUCUCCUGUACAGUAGCCGUGAACAGAACAACCAAACAGCUGCUUCAGAAAGGGAAUUGCUUUUGCAUGUUCGGCUUUAGAGAGUUUCAUAAAAUGUGCGCUGAAGCUGUGACCUAUUGUAUAGUUUUGCAUCGUAGUAGCUUCACUGAAUCCAGUUUUCAAAUUCAGCGUUACCUCAUCCCUUGACAUCGCUGACCGAGGACGACGUGGCAGCUCUGUCCUUUUACACAUUGUACUGUACCUUUAAUGACAGCCACACCUCCCACCAUGUGUUUGUGUUGAAUAGCGAUUGUUACGCAUGUACUGUAAAUUGUAUUUAUUGAAUUGCUCUGAAGGAAGUAUCUGUGGUUUUCAAACAUAAAUUUCACCUUGUCUGUCCCUGUUGGUGCAUUAAAUGUAAGAUGAAGUCUG